AUGUCCCAAGCUAUAGGAUACUCCACCACCCCUCCAGCAGGAUCAUCCCGAUUUUCCUCCACUUCCUUAUACUCUACCAGCCAGAACCCCUCGAGUAGCACGAUCAACAAUAAUCCUAAUCCCAAUAGGAGAGAAUCAGCUCGUUCGAGCAUAGUACCCAUCCAACAGCAGCUAUUCGGAGGCUCGACCACCCAGCAGCAGGGUAAUGUAAAUAUACUAGAUAGGUCAAUCAACAAGACGAAAAAUGCGGAAAUUGCCUUAUCGACUUGGGCAUUUCUGUUCGCAGAGGUUAUUUCGUAUAGUCAGAGUAGGAGUGAUAGUAUUGCUGAUCUAGAGAAGAGAUUGUCGACAUUGGGAUAUGAUGUAGGACAAAGAAUAUUAUCGUUGGUCUUACUUCGUAGUACCCAGACAUCGAAUUUGAAAGAUCCAAAGAGGGAACAUCGAUUGAUACCAAUCUUACAAUUCGUACAUACUCAGAUAUACAAGUACGUAUUUGGUAAACCUGCAGAUGGCCUGGAAAGGAGUUCAGAAGCUGAGGAUGAGUUUAUGUUGAUAUUGAACGAAUCGCCUCUGAGUCAAUUCAUAUCAGUGCCAAAGGACAUGUCGGACCUAUCUUGUGAAUCGUUCACUGCGGGUCUGGUGGAAGGCGUGUUGGAUGGAUUGGAAGUGCCUGCUAGAGUUACAGCUCAUUGGGUAGGGGAUCAAUACCCCGAUCAUCCUCAACGUACAGUCAUUUUGAUCAAGCUAGAUCAGAAAGUGAUGGAUAGAGAGGAAUCAUUGGGUACAUGA
Messenger RNA from Kwoniella botswanensis, 789 nucleotides. RefSeq lists its product as uncharacterized. The record is from RefSeq and is a predicted model, not a curated record. Bases 1 to 789 code for a protein of 262 amino acids. The transcript has 5 exons. Gene Ontology annotation, cellular component: TRAPPII protein complex; TRAPPI protein complex; TRAPPIII protein complex. Gene Ontology annotation, biological process: endoplasmic reticulum to Golgi vesicle-mediated transport. Lineage: Eukaryota; Fungi; Basidiomycota; Tremellomycetes; Tremellales; Cryptococcaceae.